Messenger RNA from Bacillus rossius redtenbacheri, 4342 nucleotides. RefSeq names its product magnesium-dependent phosphatase 1-like. Gene Ontology annotation, molecular function: acid phosphatase activity. Lineage: Eukaryota; Metazoa; Arthropoda; Insecta; Phasmatodea; Bacillidae. The record is from RefSeq and is a predicted model, not a curated record. The coding region runs from base 112 to 615 and encodes 167 amino acids. The transcript is spliced from 4 exons.
AAAUAAAGUAAUAGCUGUGUAGCUGUGAAGGCCAGAGCCGCUGUGUAUGGACGUUUGUUGUGUUGUCGUUCUCUGUCGAUUUGUUGCAGUUUAACUAAGAUUUUUUAAAAUAUGUCUUUACAAUCGUUUAAACCUCGGCCAAAGUUAAUUGUUUUUGAUUUAGAUUACACGCUCUGGCCAUUUUGGGUCGACACCCAUGUUUCACCACCGUUCAAAAUGAAGGGCUCGAAGGUGGUCGACUCUCAGGGGCAGGAAGUCAAACACUACGCAGAGGUGCCGGAGGUGCUCAGGCUUCUGUCUGCGGGCGGCUACCUCCUGGGUGUCGCUUCGAGGACGGGCGAGAUCGCAGGAGCCAACCAGCUGCUCGACCUGUUCGGCUGGGACAAGUACUUCCAGUUCAAAGAGAUCUACCCCGGCCGCAAAGUCACUCACUUCACCAAGAUCAGGAAGGACUCCGGGGUGCCGUUCAGCGAGAUGGUGUUCUUCGACGACGAGGCGCGGAACAUCAGAGAUCUAGCAGAGCAAGGUGUGGUGUCUGUGCUGGUCCACAAUGGGGUCUCGAAGAAGGUCGUGGAGAAGGGACUGAAGCAGUUCAGCGAGGGAGUGAAGAGAUGAUGCGGCAAUGCCCUUGUAGUAUGCCCAUGAGCUAAACAAUGUUCGGCUUAACAUGCCAUAUUGGGUUAAACAUUACAUGUGGAAUUUUGUAGCUAAUUUUGCCGUUAGACAUGAGCUACAUGUUAUCUGCCAUUAACAGGUUUCCCUUAAAAAGGGUAUCUCUCCAAAACUGAGAAAACUCAAAGAAUUGAAUAGGUGUCUUAAAAACUAUGAAAAAACAGGGGAAAUUUUUAGUACUAAGUACAAAAAUAUCUGUAAUUUCCUACAUUAUCAUGUCUUAAAAUUAAAUUUAAUUAUAAUUUCAUGUGUGGUUUGUAAUCCGUAUAAGAUUUUUUACAAACUUUAAUUAAACAUAAAGGAUACAAAAAUCUGUUUAUUAAUUGAAAGCAGACUCAAAAAACUAUAGUCUUUAGCUUAAUCACAUUCAAACAUGUAUCAUAAAGUCAAAAUUAAACCAAUUACAGAAGACCUCCGAUUUUCCGGGCGCUGGUUAUCCAGUUUGUGGGUUAACCAUGCCAUAUUUCACUUUCAUAAACCAUAAACAUAAUAUAUUUUUAACUAUAUUUUAUUUUUAAUUUUGGUGAUAUAUUGAUGUUUUAGAGCAUUUUAUAUUGUUAUUCAAGACGAAAAAUGCUGUCAAACAUAGUACGUACAUAGUUGGUAAGUUUUAGCAUGGAACUUUGAAACUGUUAGAGCAAAUUAUAAAUGAACCCCCUGUAAGCCAUACACGCUUGUGUUCCAUGUGCCCUUGUGAACCGCGCUCAGGCUGGCAUCGGCACGGCACGGCACGGCUGUUCUGUGACUCACAUGAGUAAUAGGUAACUGGCCUGUGUAGUUUCAGGGCAACAGUUGCAACCAGCAACAAACGCCUUGCAACACUGGAAGAGGUAGCUAUAGUUGGAAAGAUGAAAUAUGACAGGGAAAAUUUCAUUUUGGAAACCACAGAAGCAUUUAUUUUGGCAAACAUACCACUUGAAAAGUUAGACGACAGUAAAUUCCGUGACUGGAUAAACAAAAAUGUUAAGGGAGGUGGGGAUAUUCCUUCCGCUAGUUCCAUUCAUAGAACAUAUAUCCCCAAAUUAGGCGAAAAAACUGAAAAUGACAUUAAGAGUGAGUUUGAAGGUAAAGAUAUUUGUGUCCUUUGUGAUGAAACAACUGACAAAGGUGGAAGAUGUGUUUUCAACAUCUUUAAGAAAUUGGAACCAGCCAGUAACCAGACCACAAAGCUAGUUGCUUCCACAGUACUUGAUGCUGCAAACUAUGCAACAUGUUUAAAAGCAAUUUUGGAUACCCUAGUAAAGUAUGGAAUUGGAUUUGAUUCAGUUAAGGCCAUAGUGAGUGAUUCUGCUCCUUAUAUGACAAAAUGUUUCAAUAAUCUGUCUGGUCUACUGGAACAUGCAGUUCAUUUGCAAUACUGGGCCCACAAGAUGCACUUAGUGGGCAACACUUGGCAGACUUCACUAACACUGUUACACAAAACAGUGGCAAAGAUCAAGAAGGCAUUUUUGAACAACAGGAAAAGGAAACACCACUAAUCUUACAUAUCAGAAAAGUAUGGAAUGUCCAGUGGAAAAGUAAAGGUGUUCCCUGAGCCAGUUUUAACAAGGUGGAAUUCGUGGUUCCGAUCAGUAGUUUACAUUUGCAGCUAUUUUGAUGACGACAUUGAGUUCUUUGCAUCAUCUGGUAAUUCAUCAGACUAUGACAACAGCAGUAUUACUUGGCUAAAGGAGAGGAGCUCUGCAGAACUGCUACAAAUCAUAGUUGAGGCUAAAUUUGUUUCAGAAUACUGCAAGCCAAUUGAAGAGCUGAUAACUUUUCUUGCUGUAAACUAAAUGAUAUAGAGACAAAACUACAGUUGCUAAGCACUGGAAAAAUAGAGCAGUUCAGCCCUUGUAUGGUUUUGCUUGAGCAGUUGUCUGCAGUUAAGCAAGCUGAGGAACUGUCAUCACUUAAAGCAGCAGCAGUGAAGGCACAUUCCAAACUUCAAGAUUUGAGGAAAAAUGAUUCUGCUGCAAAAAUGUUUUUGAGCAUAAGUGUUCUGCUUAAUCCCAGAAACAUUAUGAAACCAAUCUCAGAAAACAAACAGCUUCAGGAGGAUAUGAACAACAUACCUUUUAUCAAACAACUUGCCCUGCAAACCUUUUUAGAAGGUUUUCAUGCCAUGAGAAACACAAUCGUUGAAGAUCUAGGGAGGCCAGAUUGUUCUGAAGUAGACAUGGUGAAUCUGUUGUGCUCAUUGAAGGCUGACCAUAGUGAUUUUGCUUCAGGAUGUUUGAAGGCAAUAUGGUUGCCUAUCAGUAAUGUGGACAGUGAGAGAUCAUUCUCCCAAUACUCACUUGUAGUGAGCGACAGGUGCCGCAAUCAUCUGCCAGAAAAAUGCAAAAAUCUUGACAAUGGUUAAUUUUAAUUAAUGGUCAAUGACUCAAUGAGUGAAGUGCAGAACAGUUAUAUAGAUCAUAUAGGAGUUCUAUGAUUUUAAUUAAUGUAUAUUAUUUUGUUCAUUUUAGAGGUUAUUGUUAUCGUCAAUAAUAAUUAAUGCAUAAAGGUAUUUUAUUGAAAAAUAGAUAAUAUCAUUCAGAAAAUCAAAGGGGAAGAGAAUGAGGGAGAAACUGGAAGUGAUAGUGAAGGUGAACAGCCUGUAAAAGUAUCGCCAAUUCUCACGCACAGUUAUGCCGAAGGUCUUCUCGACUACCUGGACACGGAUGAAGAUAGCCUCCUUAUGGACAAAAUGGUUUUAUGGAGAAUUCUUUCCAAUAUAUAUUCGUAAGAGGAAAAUGAAUCCAAGAAGCAGAUGUCGUUGAAGGUCAUUUUUACUGCUGUAUAACUGUGGUGUUGAUGUAAAAUACAGCUAUGUUUUAGUGAUAUGUACUGCAACAUUUUGUGUGAAUUAAUUACGUCUAACACUUUAGUACCUAUUACGUACUGUGCGUGUUUAUCGGGGUAUUUUCAUAAUGUUUGUUGUGAAUCAAGCCAGAAAAUUUGCCGAGGUACUAGAGUGUACACAUAUGAAUCAUGUUCAACCUUAUACAGCAUUUGUCUAAUUGAGAUGAAAAAAUUUUAUUUUAAAAUUUUUUUAGUCAUUGCUUAAAUCGUGUUUUUCAGUUAUCCGUGGUAAUCUGGAGUCUACUGUAUUUGUUAUUUUUAUCAUACUGGCAGUUUUGGUUACGUAGUUCUGACCAAAAUGAUAACAGUGCAAAAUGUAUAUUGUUCAGGAAAACAUUUUGUAGUCAUUUUGCAUAAACAUAUUUUGUUUUUAUAGUAAUUUGUAUUUUAGUAUAGCUAUUACUUUGUCAGGUGGACAGAUUAGGCAAGGAAUAUAUGUUAAAUUGGACAGAAAAACAGCUGAAGUAAGAGUGUGGGGACCCUGUUUAGUAAAAGUUGGGCAAAUAUUCAUAAAUAAAAUUUUUGCCCGUUAAGUUAUGUCAUGUCAUUUUCACUCGCCAGAAGUUCAUGUUCUGGGUAUUUAUUUAAAGCUGAGUAAUGCAUCUGAAAUGGUAAGAUAGUCAUGGUUACAAAAUAUAUUUCUUCAUAAAAACCUAUAAUUAGAGAAAAACUAAAAAUUCACUAUGGAAAGUGAAGCCGAGCAUUAAGGAUACUUGUGUCCUGGCCGUCUUCUAUGUAUGCUCCGUAAAGUGUGCGGACAAAGAUCAUCUCUAGUCUUUUGUGAUAUGAGAUUUAUUUAUAUGUUUGUGAAAUGUUAUUGAUUAAAGUUUUAUGGUUUUAACAA